Molecule: messenger RNA, 664 nt
Organism: Cercocebus atys (sooty mangabey)
Lineage: Eukaryota; Metazoa; Chordata; Mammalia; Primates; Cercopithecidae
Gene: SCGB1A1
Product: secretoglobin, family 1A, member 1 (uteroglobin)
Exons: 3
Coding region: 285-560 (91 amino acids)
Biological process (GO): signal transduction
Cellular component (GO): cytoplasm
Source: RefSeq, a predicted model, not a curated record
CUUCAGGCAGGGCUUGGCACUCCACCCCCAAGGGGCCCAUUGUGUGAGCUCAGUUUCAAUGGGGACAGAAACUGAGUUGAGAAACGGGAAUAUUUACCUAUUCCGCCGAGCCAAUGCCCAAGCAAAUAGUGCGGUAUCUUACGUAGAGCCCUUGCCCUACCCUUCCCCAUCUGGGCGCUGCCGCCUGGAGCAUAUAAAAGGCACCUUGCUGGGCAUGUCUCCUACUAGCCCACCAGUCUCAGAGACGGAAUCAUUGAUGGGCCAGAGCAUCCCCCGCCUCCACCAUGAAACUCGCUGUCACCCUCCCCCUGGUCACGCUGGCUCUCUACUGCAGCUCCGCUUCCGCAGAGGUCUGCCCGACCUUUCUGCGUGUCAUUGAAUCCCUGUUCCUGGACACACCCUCCAGUUUUGAGGCUGCCAUGGGAUUUUUCAGCCCUGAUCAAGACAUGAGUGAGGCAGGGGCUCAGCUGAAGAAGCUGGUGGACACCCUCCCCGCAAAGGCCAGAGACAGCAUCAUUAAGCUCAUGGAAAAAAUAGACAAAAGCUUACUGUGUAAUUAGGAUUUAGAAGCCGAAGAUCCCCAACUGCUCCAGCCCCUGCCGCUGCCGUGCUUUGAGUCCACGCCCACCGGCCUUGCUCCCUUCAAUAAACCACAAGCAUCUCA